AUGAGGAGCAUACCAGACGGAGAUCAUAUUCACCCCUUUCUCAAAGGAAACUUUGCGCCGGUCACGGACGAGUAUAUCGCCCACACCUGCGAUGUGGUUUACGGCGAGGUCCCACUGGAAUUGAAAGGCGGACAGUAUAUACGAAACGGAGGGAAUCCAGUGUACCCGCCAGAGCAAGGGCGGCACUAUCAUUGCUUGGGACAGGCUGAAAGACCCGCAGAACGGCGAAGACCUCUCGCAAAGAAGGGGCAAGUGGGAAUGGUGGAAACGUUUCGGCCUGAGCAGGGUACAAGAGUCAUAGAUAGAGCAGGUCGUCAUGUCGUCUGGAAGAAAGGGAUAGAUAUCGGACGAGCGAAGAUGAUGCACGAUUUCGCUGCAACUCGAACACAUACAAUCCUACUCAACCUUCCGCUCACUCUAUCUCCCAACAAUCUCUUCUCGAGGCACCCAGUCCCUCUCAUUCACUUUGACCGCACCCUCCCUUCCGAAUUCGUCAUCUUCCCUCGUCUUCUUGAAACCUCGCCAAUAAAGUUUCAAGAACCGGAACCUAGUUUGAUAUUUCACACAGCCAACGCAUGGGAUGAGUUCAAUAGGGAUGGCAAGCUCGUGGCGGUUAAUAUGCUUGGGUGCCGGUUUAAAACGGCCAAAUUGGUCUACGCGGCGGGCGCGGUUGCCAUUCCUGAAGCUGAGCAGGGAGUCGACGAUGUCGUGCGAUUACAUUACUACCGCUUCAAUAUGACUGAUCACACCACCCAUUCGUUCCCGCUUUCCGCGAUCCCUUUUGAAUUCCCCAGCCUGCCACAUCACUUGCACAUGUCUCCAGCCAAGUAUAUAUACGGAUGCACGAUGCGCUCCGGCUCAUUCGACGAACGACUAGGGGGCGCAGCGAAGGUCGAUUGCAUUGCAAAAAUGAACAUACAUGCUCUCGUCAAACAGCCCGAUAGUCGAUCCUCCGCCCAGAUAUUGCAAGACCACGCCGAAUGCAGCAAGUCGCCAAUAGAGAUAUUUGCUCUGCCUGAAGGAUGGUUUGCGCAAGAAGCCCAAUUUGUCCCAAGAGUCGUUCCCACAAGCGAGGACGAUGGAUUCUUACUCACGUAUGCGGAUGGUACACCUUCUCCAGCACUUGGCGCGGGGUCCGAACUGUGGAUCAUCGACGCUCGACGACUCGCCGAAGGGAUGAACGCCUUAGUCGCUCGAGUCAAGCUACCCCAGCGCGUUCCAUAUGGGUAG
Molecule: messenger RNA, 1230 nt
Organism: Kwoniella shivajii
Lineage: Eukaryota; Fungi; Basidiomycota; Tremellomycetes; Tremellales; Cryptococcaceae
Exons: 4
Coding region: 1-1230 (409 amino acids)
Biological process (GO): carotene catabolic process
Molecular function (GO): carotenoid dioxygenase activity
Source: RefSeq, a predicted model, not a curated record